AUGGAUGUAGUAAGUUCAGCUCCCUCCAAAGAGAUCAAAGCAGCACAACCAUCGCAGCAACAACAAAUUCAUCACCACAAUCUUAAUCAGCACAACUACCAGCAACAACAACAGCAACCAAAGUCUAACCUCUCUCUUGGUAGCUCUAUGCUUAUUAACCAGUUAGAGGCUCCUCACCACCUUCCCUCACCUUCGAGCACCCUUCAAACUCCUGCCUACGCCAAUCUUCUUGGCUUUUGUUCAUCAGCACAAAUGACAGCCGGACCAACACAACCAAUGGAAGUAGCCACUUCUACUAUUACUUGUCACAGUCCGGAGGCUGAAGUAACCAUCAGAUCACCUGGCCUUACGGGACGAGGCAUUCGUUUGUCUCGGACUGGGCGCGGCAAUACCUGGACUGAUUCACAGUCUGCCUCUGGCCGCCGAUCCAUGAUUACCUCUCCCUGCCCGGCGGCUUCUCUUUCUACCUCACCAUCCUCGCAGUCUCCUUCUGCAUCACCUUCACCCCCUAGUGCCAUGGAGUUAGGCAGUCAGCCAAGCAGUCCUGCGAUCACAGCCGCUGCCAAUGAUAUCGAUACAUCUUAA
Protopolystoma xenopodis is the source of this 585-nucleotide messenger RNA. The record is from the annotation of a GenBank genome assembly. NCBI's taxonomy places the organism in Eukaryota, Metazoa, Platyhelminthes, Monogenea, Polystomatidea, Polystomatidae.